Lasiosphaeria miniovina is the source of this 480-nucleotide messenger RNA. RefSeq names its product thioredoxin. NCBI's taxonomy places the organism in Eukaryota, Fungi, Ascomycota, Sordariomycetes, Sordariales, Lasiosphaeriaceae. Bases 1 to 480 code for a protein of 159 amino acids. The transcript is spliced from 2 exons. Gene Ontology annotation, molecular function: protein-disulfide reductase activity. Gene Ontology annotation, cellular component: cytosol. The record is from RefSeq and is a predicted model, not a curated record.
AUGGAAACGUCAACUUAUUUGCUCAUCUUGUUCGUUCUCUUCAUAGUCGGCCGAGCCGUGUUCGCCGACCGCUCACCCAUCCCCGAGACCUCGGGCAAGGUGUUCAAGAUCACCACUGCCGCCGAGUUCGACGCCGUCGUGGCCUCCAACACGCACGUCGUCGUCGACUUCUACGCCGACUGGUGUCCGCCCUGCCGCGCCAUCGCGCCCGUGUUCUCGGAACUGGCCGACAGCCACGCCCAGGCGGGCCGUCUUGCGUUCGCCAAGGUCAAUGUCGACCACGUCAACAACGUGGCGGGGCGCUACGGCGUCUCUGCGAUGCCGACGUUCCUGUUCUUCGAGAAGGGCUCACCCACGGGAGUCGCUGUGCAGGGCAUCCGGCCCCGCCAGUCGGUUAGCUUGACGGGCGAUGGGCGCGUUGAUAGGAUUCGCGGUGCAGAUAAGGCGGCACUGCAGGCUGUGGUCGAGGCUUUGCUUUGA